Messenger RNA from Pecten maximus, 1032 nucleotides. Its product is annotated as early nodulin-75-like. The record is from RefSeq and is a predicted model, not a curated record. The transcript has 2 exons. Lineage: Eukaryota; Metazoa; Mollusca; Bivalvia; Pectinida; Pectinidae. The coding region runs from base 1 to 1032 and encodes 343 amino acids.
AUGAAUCAGAGACGUAGCUGGCCUGAGGAGUAUUACUUAGGCCCUAGCAUGAAUCAGAGACGUAGCUGGCCUGAGGAGUAUUACUUAGGCCCUAGCAUGAAUCAGAGACGUAGCUGGCCUGAGGAGUAUUACUUAGGCCCUAGCAUGAAUCUGCCUUCACGCCUCAUUAGACGUCGUGACCUCCCACCAAAACAUAAGGAGAGGCGUCGUGAACUCCCACCAAAACAUGAGGAGAGUCGUCGUGAACUCCCGCCAAAACAUAAGGAGAGGCGUCGUGAACUCCCACCAAAACAUAAGGAGAGACGUCAUGAACUCCCGCCAAAACAUAAGGAGAGCCGUCGUGACCUCCCACCAAAACAUAAGGAGAGGUGUCGUGAACUCCCACCAAAACAUAAGGAGAGGCGUCGUGAACUCCCACCAAAACAUAAGGAGAGGCGUCGUGAACUCCCACCAAAACAUAAGGAGAGGCGUCGUGAACUCCCACUAAAACAUAUGGAGAGGCGUCGUGAACUCCCACCAAAACAUAAGGAGAGACGUCGUGAACUCCCACCAAAACAUGAGGUGAGGCGUCGUGAACUCCCACCAAAACAUGAGGAGAGCCGUCGUGACCUCCCACCAAAACAUGAGGAGAGCCGUCGUGACCUCCCACCAAAACAUAAGGAGAGGUGUCGUGAACUCCCGCCAAAACAUAAGGAGAGCCGUCGUGAACUCCCGCCAAAACAUAAGGAGAGACGUCGUGAACUCCCACCAAAACAUGAGGUGAGGCGUCGUGAACUCCCACCAAAACAUGAGGAGAGCCGUCGUGACCUCCCACCAAAACAUGAGGAGAGACGUCGUGACCUCCCACCAAAACAUAAGGAGAGCCGUCGUGACCUCCCACCAAAACAUAAGGAAAGACGUCGUGAACUCCCACCAAAACAUAAGGAAAGACGUCUUGAACUCCCGCCAAAACAUAAGGAGAGCCGUCGUGAACUUCCGCCAAAACAUAAGGAGAGCCGUCUUGAACUCCCGCCAAAACAUAAGGAGAGCUAG